Molecule: messenger RNA, 1572 nt
Organism: Aspergillus japonicus CBS 114.51
Lineage: Eukaryota; Fungi; Ascomycota; Eurotiomycetes; Eurotiales; Aspergillaceae
Exons: 4
Coding region: 1-1572 (523 amino acids)
Biological process (GO): regulation of DNA-templated transcription
Cellular component (GO): nucleus
Molecular function (GO): DNA-binding transcription factor activity, RNA polymerase II-specific; transcription cis-regulatory region binding
Source: RefSeq, a predicted model, not a curated record
AUGGACGGUGUCAACGAUGCGCCAGACUCAAUCGUCACUGUGCUUCUCCAGACAGCUCGCGCAGCAAUGCAAGCAUCAGAAAUGCCUUCUCCUUCUACAGUCAGUAAUACUUCGUCACAACCAAGCGCUAUACCUGAACCUCUCAACAGCUUUAUCACACGGGGAUUUCUCAGUAUCACUGAGGGCGAAGAGCUACUCCUGAAGUUCCGCACGGAUUUGAUGCCCCUGUUUCCAUUCGUCAUUGUACCUGAAACAAGCUUUGUCGAGCUGGGCAAGCAGUCUCCAUUCCUCCUCCAGUGCGUAAUAACAGCCUGUCUCGAGCACAAGCCCGAUCUCCAGCAGAAACUAGAACUCGAAGCGCGAGCUGUGAUCUCUACCCGCAUAGUAAUGAACAUGGAGAGAAACAUGGAUCUUCUUCGGGGGCUACUGGUUCAUAUCGCAUGGUAUCACUAUCAUUGGCGCGUUUACCAUACCCAGGUGUACAUGCUUCUACAGAUGGCUAUGGCCAUCGUUGUGGACUUGGGACUGGACAGAUGCGACAACUUCAGGAUGCAGCGCAACUACCCUAGUGAAAAAGAAACAGAGGAACCAGCCAAAGGGCAAGCGUUCUAUCAGACCCCGGACGGACAGCGUGCCUUCCUAGGGUGCUACUAUCUAUGUUCCAAGGCCUCAAUAUUCCGGCGACAGCUCGUUAUGAAACAUACGGACUGGGUUGACUAUUGUGCCAACAGCUUAGGGCAAAGGGCGGAGUAUCCCACGGACCAGUCUCUCAAAGCACUAAUUGAGAUCCAAUCGCUUGCUCGGCGAUCGGAGCUAGAGGUAGAAGACCCUACCCGUGCGAUGAGCAAGGACGAACUUUUUCGCUCUCUGGAGGUACUUGAGAAUCGAAUCGAGCACCUUCUCGUACAGGAAACACAGUGUGAUACCUGGGCCCUGCGUUUAGAGCUCAACGCAAUACCUGCCAUUGUACUCGGCCACGCUCUGCGGCAGCAGAAGGACGGCCAUCGCCAGUACGAGAAACAGCAACUACUGACCAUUGCGCGCUCCGCGUUCAACACCGUGACCGUGUUCCUCGCCUCGCCGGCUUCCGUCACCCCCAACCUUCCCAUGUUCAGCUACACAUCCAUCUGGUACGGCCUGCUGGUGCUAUCGAAGCUGAGCUUACUCUCGGACACCGCGACGAAGGGCAAGGCAGUCGACGUCCACCCCAAGGAUAUCCACAACCUCGGCCUGGCUGCUAUGCAGAAGAUGGAGGCGAUGUCCCGGCAAGACGACGUUUGGGAUAAUUGCCGCGCAGUGAUUGGAUCCAUGCUCUCAUGGUUGGAGAGCAGUCGGGCACAGCCCCAGUCCACCCCAGAUCGAGAAGACACAACACCUUCAUCUAUCCAGCACGCUGAGAACGCUCAUACAUCACCGCAACCAGUACCCGACGACCCCCCUCGAGCCCCAGAAUUCGCGGCGGUGGCCGAAGAUUGGGAUGCGGCCGUGUGGCAGCAGAUGUUGCACGAUUUGACCUGGAUAGGGCUGCCGGUGGAGCAGCCGUUCGCCGUAGAUCUGGCCUGCUUGCCUUGA